Messenger RNA from Drosophila kikkawai, 1654 nucleotides. RefSeq names its product transport and golgi organization 4 (gene Tango4). Gene Ontology annotation, molecular function: protein binding. Lineage: Eukaryota; Metazoa; Arthropoda; Insecta; Diptera; Drosophilidae. The record is from RefSeq and is a predicted model, not a curated record. Gene Ontology annotation, biological process: mRNA splicing, via spliceosome. Gene Ontology annotation, cellular component: precatalytic spliceosome; catalytic step 2 spliceosome; Prp19 complex.
CCCCUUCCCUGUGAAUGGCUCUUUUGAGAAGCCAGCUGAAAAGGCCGCAUUUUUUUCGUAUUUUCCCAAAUUUCACCAAAUAACACAAAAAAAAUAGAAGCGAAAAACAAUGGAGGAUGUGCAAAAACACAGUGUUCACACACUGAUAUUCCGCUCCCUGAAGCGCACCCACGACCUGUUCGUGUCCAACCAGGGAAACCUUCCGGAAAUUGACGACCGGCUAGAGAAGCUGCGACGCUCUAUCAAGGCCAGGGACAGCUAUGGCCUGGUCCUGGACAAGGCCGCCAAGAUAGGCGAGGCCAGGAGGGGAGCAGGAGCUCAAGGGCCGGGCGACAAGCCGCUGCUGGCCAUAACCGAUGGCGCCGAGGUGGUCAAGUAUGCAAGUGGCAGAACAAUAGAUAAACCAGGAGGAGGAGGUGGAGCACCACUGGUCACUGGCAGCCACACAUCCCUGGUGCGCGCCUCUCUACCCAACAAUGGAGGUGGUGCAACCGACAGCAGCAGCACUAAGGGUACAAAUGGCAGCGCCAGCAACCUGCAAUUGAUACCGAAAAAGGCACCAACUAUCCCAAAACCCAAGUGGCAUGCCCCAUGGAAGCUCUCACGUGUCAUUUCCGGCCAUUUGGGCUGGGUACGUUGCAUAGCCGUGGAGCCCGGUAACGAGUGGUUCGCCACUGGGGCCGGUGAUCGUGUUAUCAAAAUCUGGGAUUUGGCCAGCGGCAAACUAAAGCUCUCCCUCACCGGUCAUGUGAGCACUGUACGCGGUGUGGCCGUCAGCACCAAGCAUCCGUAUCUGUUUAGUUGCGGCGAGGAUAGGCAGGUCAAGUGCUGGGAUCUCGAAUACAACAAGGUGAUACGUCACUAUCAUGGUCAUCUAUCGGCUGUGUAUUCACUGGCCCUGCAUCCCACCAUCGAUGUGUUGGCCACCUCGGGCCGGGAUUCGACAGCCAGGAUCUGGGAUAUGCGGACCAAGGCAAAUGUUCAUACCUUGACGGGACACACGAAUACGGUGGCCAGUGUGGUGGCACAAGCCACAAAUCCACAAAUUAUCACCGGUUCCCAUGAUUCUACUGUGCGACUGUGGGAUCUGGCCGCCGGCAAAAGCGUCUGCACGCUGACCAAUCACAAAAAGUCUGUGCGCAGUGUGGUUUUGCAUCCAUCGCUGUACAUGUUCGCCUCCGCCUCGCCGGACAACAUCAAGCAGUGGCGCUGCCCGGAGGGUAAUUUCGUUCAGAACAUCUCCGGGCACACGGCCAUCGUGAAUUGCAUGGCAGCCAAUAAUGAUGGUGUCCUGGUAUCAGGCGGCGACAAUGGCACCAUGUUCUUUUGGGACUGGCGUACUGGCUAUAAUUUCCAGCGUUUCCAAGCGCCCGUUCAACCUGGUUCGAUGGACAGUGAAGCGGGCAUCUUUGCCAUGUGCUUCGAUCAGUCGGGCACGCGGCUAAUCACCGCCGAGGCGGACAAGACCAUCAAGGUGUACAAGGAGGAUGAUGAGGCCAGCGAGGAGUCGCAUCCGGUCAACUGGCGGCCGGAGCUGCUCAAGCGACGCAAGUUCUAAGCCGAAGGAGGAGUCGGGCUUUCAUAGACUUUAAGCAAAUUUUAGGUUACAAUUCUCCAAAAACGAUUUCAUUAAAAAGAAAAGAAAGAAAGGAAA